Oncorhynchus gorbuscha (pink salmon) is the source of this 4516-nucleotide messenger RNA. RefSeq names its product neurturin. Gene Ontology annotation, molecular function: glial cell-derived neurotrophic factor receptor binding; growth factor activity; receptor tyrosine kinase binding. The transcript is spliced from 4 exons. The record is from RefSeq and is a predicted model, not a curated record. The coding region runs from base 347 to 1075 and encodes 242 amino acids. NCBI's taxonomy places the organism in Eukaryota, Metazoa, Chordata, Actinopteri, Salmoniformes, Salmonidae.
UAACAUCUGCAGUUUUCAGUGAAGAAAGAGGGAGACUAUUUCUAUUCAAUGAGAACGAUACCUGUGACGCGGACCAUAACGCAUCUCGGGCGCAUCCAUUGUGGAACAUACAGAGAAUCCCAUUAUCAAGUGAAGUUCUGUAUGGAACUCUUAUCAUAGCCUGUCUAUCUGGAAGUUUUUCAGAAAACUUUGGCUGCAUAUUUUUUUAUUAAAAUUAAGAUUGCGCAAGUAUGCCAGUGUAUGUAAGAGAGGAAUCCAGAGAAAUAUUUCUAAAGAAUAAAGUGCAAUUGCAUUUAGAUUGUUUUGGUCUUAUAAGGUUGAUAUUUGUCUGCUCACACACACGUCCAUGAUUGGGAAGGUUGUCGGAGUCGGUGAAGAUGGAAAAAUGUGGAAGAGGCAGGAAGUGUCAACUGCCAAAUAUCACCUGAGGAACUGGAAGAUGAUGCUGUGGGUGGUUGCCUCUCUGCUGACCCUGAUAGAGGGGGUGUUCUCUGAGGAAGACCCAAAGGAGGCCCACACUGAGCAGCUCCGAGCCCAGGAGAGGACCACCACCGCUGGGACCUGGCUCCCAGACCACUACCCAGAGGUCCACGAGCUGGAAGAGAAGAGUGGCGGCCAUGGCCAGGCCUCCUGGCCUAGUCUUUUCGAGAACCCAGGUCUUGAGGGCGACGGAGAGGGCUAUCCGAGCAGGUGGCAACGCUCACCUCCAGACCCUGACCCAGACCCCGAACCCUCCCGUAGAGGCUCUCGCAAGAAAAGCAAAAAGCCCAAGAACAGCAGCCGGGACUGCCGCAUGGAGAAGAAGGAGAUGCGUGUCAGAGACCUGGGCCUGGGCUUUGACUCGGAUGAGAUCAUCCUGUUUAAGUACUGUGUGGGGACGUGCUCGAGCUCCCGUAAGAACUACGACCUGGCCCUUAAGGCCCUGAUGGAGAACGAGAGUAUCCCCAGCAGGAAGGUGAGCGCCCACCCCUGCUGCCGACCAACCCGCUACGAGACUGUCUCUUUCAUGGAUGCCCAGACUAUAUGGCAGACCAUCAAGUGGCUGUCAGCAGCUAACUGUAGCUGUGUGGGGUGACGGCCAGGGAGUAAAAGGAAGUCUACCUGCAGAACACACAUGCAUAAAGAAACUCCAGGGUGAAGAGAGGAAGUGGCUAAGAUGCCUUCACUGUGGGCGUGUUGGGCAUAAAUGGUGGAUCAGAGCCUGGACCGAAGCCUUGGCCCAACGGCUGGGUUUCAACCUGACGUGGAUCCACUUUGGAUUAACCAGUCUUCUCGGGUAGGGAAAGCACAGAUGCAAGAUAGAGAUACAGCCUAUCAAAUCCCUAUGUUUAACAGAGGAGUUACAUCCUCGGUCAGAGCCCAGGAUUCACGGCUCUGGAGACUGGUGAGGAAUGGAGUUCCUGGGCAGGGACUGGGGUGGUUAGGACUGGGGUGGUUAGGACUGGUUGUCUCCCUCCCUGUGCUGACAGCAAGGUGCCUUUGGUUAUGUCAAAAAAGAGGAGAUGGUGAAGCAAAAGCCUUGGACCAUUGGACCUUAACUCUGAAUCAGAAGAGGAGCAUUUUGGGUUACAUGGCACCUGACCGUAAAGAGGGCAAACAGUUUGAAGAACAAAUACUUGUGAAGAAAUAUUAAGAAGUUAAGUGUUUUGGUUUCGAAGGCUCUCCAAUAAGACCAAAAUAACUAUGAGAUGUAAUGCAUUUUUAUGUUUCCUUCUUCAAUGGCAGCUCAUCCACAUAGGGAUUGGUCAUAGCAAGGUAGCUUUGAGCCAACCGUAGUACAUCUCCCAUCUCCAAGUGUUUCAUCAUGGCAUUCAGUUGAUUCCUAUCACUAAGCACACAUCUACUCUUACUUUAGUAACUCAUGCAUGCUUUGAGAACAAUACCAAAACGGUAUCAACUGUAUCUACUUAGAUUAACUGUAAAGUCUAGCAGAAUCUGAAGCACUUGUUUGUAGCUUGGCCCAACUUGUUUACUGUACAUGUCUAUAAACAGUGUGUUGUAGGAUGCCAUCACAGGGCCAAGGUCAGUCAUGGCCCAGCCAUACCUCAUGCUGCCUGACACACAGCUUUCAUCACAUGGGUUAUUUUCAGCUCUAAACGUGGCACUUCACCGCUGUCAAUUUAACUUUUUGGAAUACAAAGAUAAUUGAGCAUAUUGACAACUGUUAUUCAGAAUGUGCUUAUCAUACUUUGUACCAUGAUAGUAUACUGUAAAUAUCUCAUAUUGCAUAAUUUAUCUAUGUUAUGUUUCUUAUGGAGAAACAGAACUCUUCAUUGGCACCACUCUGUUGCAUCUGUGUUGAAGGAACAUUUGAGUGGACCCCAUAUGUACAUAACGUAUUCUGAUUGGCUGCCUCUCCACACCUGACCAUUGAAAUGGAGACAUACAGCAGAGAGAAUAAGACAUAAUGUACUGUAGAUACAGUAUAUAAACACAAGGGGAAAGUUUACGAACUAAUGUAUCCCACAUAUUGCAUUCUAGUAUAUUUAUGUAUUUAUAAAGUAUUGUAUAAACUGUAGCUCCCUUUCUCUGUGUUCUUUAGACUGUUGAUGGUUAAGCGACAGUGUAGGUGUUGAGAAACAUAUAUUCAUAUCAAGUGGUGUUAAGAAAAUAAAAGUGAAGCAUUAUUUUUGUUCAACUGUUGGAGUUUGUACAGUAGAUUUUCAUAAAGAAAUGUUCAUCUGUUUGUAGUAGGCUAUGUACAUUGUGUACAUUGUGCCUAGUUCUCAGGAUCAUGCUGUUAUGUUUUACAUUCGCUGAAAGACAUAUCUCCUCAAUCUCUUUUAUAGUUAGAUAUCAUCUGGAGAACUAUUGUUUAUUAUAGAAAUGUUAUGAUCAAUCUUUCAAGAAGUGUUUGUAUUCACAAUAAUCAACAAUCAAGAGUCUAUUGAAAGAUGUAUCCAUACAUUGUUAUUAUAUCCAUGAUGUCAUUCAUUGUCUCAAUCUGUGUUUCCUACCCAGAUCCCACCACCAAUGGUAGACCUACUAAAGUUGAACCAAAACAUGUACUGAGAGAGGUUUCUAUUCCAUUUUAACCAUGUGCUUCAACCGUAACACAUACAGAGAUUUUGUGUUUGCUAGUUAUUCACAGAAAUAUGUUUAGGGACUGGCAAAGAGUAAACACAGAUGAUAACUGGUCUUUAUUCUGCCUUCAGUAUAUGUACGGUUUGUGGUUAUAUUAAGCUGCAGCAUCUGGUGUGCAUUUAAUCUGCAAACAUGGGGCCUUCACCCAUUGUUUAGGUCCAAAAUUAACUUCCCUGUUAGAUGCCAUGCAUCUCAUCAUCGCCGAAUUGUACAUUAGGGAAAGUAUUUAUUACAUUUAAAUUAUUUAUUUAUUGUAAUUUUAUGUGAUACACUUGUUGUUACAAAUAUCAGAUGUUUAUAAUUUAUGAAGUGGCCAUGAAUGCUUUAUUUUCUUUUACUAUUGUCUUCUCUGUGGAAAGAGCAAGAAUGUUUCCAAGCAACAAGUCUCUGCCCCCCUCCCCCACACACACACAGACAAGGAGGGAUUUAACUUUCAAAACAGUGCAUGCAGGUAUACCCACUACAUGUUUAUAUGAACCAGAUACACUGAUAGAAAACAAUCUAAUUUAACCUGGUGUAGACUCCUCCACUAGCUCUGUCAGUCACAUUUGUUGCCAGAGAACCUUGCCAAGAGAUGAGUGUCAGUCCCUGGCACCCUGGUAUCAGAGACCAAACACCUCUGUUCCCUUUUUAGAUGUUGCUCUAAAACCCAAUUCAUACCCUACACAAGUACACAUCCACAAUUAGCUAUGCAAAAUGGCAAUCCUGCGUUGUUCUGUCGCAAAAAUAUGCAAACGUGUGUAGCCCCGCAAUUUGGAACUCGACGCAAGUAUGUAGGAUUACCUCUUGCAUAGUUUAUUGCAUUCUUUGAUUGUUUACUUGUGUAGGUUAUAAAUUAGGCUUAAAGGGAAUCUUCACAAUUUUUCAACUUCAUAUUCAUCAUCUCCAGCAUCACCCCAACAUCAACAUAUGUGAAAAUGGUGCAUUUCUAUGUUUUGUAGUAAAAAGAUAUGGGUAGAUAAGUGUUUCCAAUGACAUCAUCGGUGUGGAUUGUGUGAUUUUGACCAAUUGUGAGUAGGCAUUUUCUGCUAAUUGUCGACGAACUGGUUGAUGUCAUUAGAAACACUUAUCUUUCUCCAUCUUUUUUUUACUACAAAAGAUAUAAACGCACCAUUUUCACAUAUGUUGACAUUGAAGAGGUGCUGGAGAUGAUGAAUAUAAAGUUGAAAAAUGUUGAAUUUUCCAUUUUAAGUCAGACAGAGCACUAGGCCUACUUCUGUUCAUGGGACCUUGUUGUAGUUCCAUACAUUUACCUGUUAUUAAAACAACCUUAUUAUCCAGUGUUUAACGAAGACAAUAAAUGUUGGUAUUCAUAUUAUAAUGACAUGGUAGUGCAUUGUUAUUCUUGUUAUUCUUGUUAUUGUGUUACUGUCAUGUCUGAAAGGUCUCAUGGAUGCUAUUGUUGUACUUCUCUUAAAAGAAUAAAUCUUCU